This is a messenger RNA of Paraphaeosphaeria sporulosa, 1123 nucleotides long. Its product is annotated as alpha/beta hydrolase fold domain-containing protein. The transcript has a single exon. The coding region runs from base 94 to 999 and encodes 301 amino acids. Lineage: Eukaryota; Fungi; Ascomycota; Dothideomycetes; Pleosporales; Didymosphaeriaceae. The record is from RefSeq and is a predicted model, not a curated record.
CCCCUCUUUAACACUGUCGCCCACCUGCAAAAUGCUCCCUCACUACCUCUUCUUCUGCGCUGCAGCGCUUCCACGCGCGCGCAACCUCCCAGGAUGAGGGAGUCCGACAGCCUGACGCUCGAGAAUGGACGCGUCCUGUCAUUUGCGAUAUACGGCUCACCCGUUCCCCACACCAGCGUCUUCUACUUUCAUUCCUUCGCUUCCUCGCGGAAAGAAGCGAAAAUCUGGCACACAGCUGCCGCGAAGCUGGGUGUACGCCUUGUCGCGCCUGACCGCCCGGGACUCGGCAAUUCAAGCUUCCAGCGGGGCCGCACGUUCCUGCACUGGCCGAAGGAUGUCAUCGCCCUUGCGGACCACCUUAAGAUCCGGACUUUCUAUGUUGUCGGCUGGAGCGGCGGUGGACCCUACGUGCUUGCUUGCGUGAAGAGCAUUCCGAAGGAUCGUCUUGCCGGCGCAGCAGUCGUCUCUGGAUUAUACCCGACCUCUCUUGGAACCGCCGGGAUGAUGUUGGGCCUGCGACUGAUGAUGCUGGCUGGACCAUGGAUGAACGGCGUCGUCAGCAUGGUUACCGACAUUGUGGUGGGCAAGGCUGCGCGCAACCCAGACCCAAAGGUCUACGAGGAAACCCUGGCGAAAGCAAUCGACGGCAGGCCCGAGGUCGACAAGCGAGCGAUGUUGGAUGAGAAGAAUUGGCCAGGUUUCUGCGAGGGCACAAGAGAAGGACUCCGACAAGGCGGCCAAGGCACGGCGGUAGAGAACAAACUCAAUGGUAGUGCCUGGGGCUUCGAACUUACAGAUUUGAAGACCGGCGAAGGUGGAAUACCCUUGACCCUCUGGCAUGGGACGGAGGACAUCAACUGCCCUGCUACGAUGACGAUGAAAGCGAAGGAGCUUCUGCCUGGCGCGAAGCUGAAUAUGAUGAAGGGCGAGGGUCACGUGAGCGUUGCGUUCAAUCACCAGGAAGAGAUACUGAGGGAGCUAAUUGGAUUAUUGGACUAAUGGGUAGUUGAUGUGGGCACCAUUUUGUGUCACAUCCAGUCAUGACGAUAAUGAUUGCGGCAUGAGCUUAUGAAAUCAGUUGUCUGUAUAGCUAUAGCGAUGUCCUGCGCCAGGCUGCUGACGC